AAUAAAUGCGACCUAUUAAUCAGUAAGGUUGAAAAAUUCAAGAUUUCAUGAAUCAGAUUAUCAUAGUUUUAUUCUUUGAAGUUGUGUAUAAUUGAGAGCCAAAAAAAUGAAGGCCCAUAUUAUAUUGGCAUUAUACAUGCUUUAUAUAUUUGACGUAAGCUCUGCUGACAGUGGAGACGAUAUUAAAGCAAGAGUUGAUGCUUUGAAUAAAAGAAAUCAACAAGGGCUUCCCAAUCAAGUAGGAACCCAACGAAAUCAACAAGGGCUCCCUAAUCAAAUAGGGACUCAUCAUAAUGGAGUGAAGACAUCACUAAACAAUACUGAGAACCGAUACCCCAACUCAAAUGGGAGCUACGGAAACCAAAGCAAUCGUCCAUUGUAUCCAAACAUUCAAAGCCAAAACUCACCAAAUAAUCCAAAUGUAGGAAGCUACGGUAAUAGACAACCCAAUCAAUUAGGUACACAAGGAAAUGUUCCAAAUCCUAACAAUUUCGGUAUUCCUUAUCAAAACAAUAAUGGGUUGCCAAGUCAAAAUAAUUUUGGCAUACCUAAUCAAUUACCUAAUUCUGGAAAUCAAGGUCAAUAUACAGGAAAUCAAGGUUAUCCUAAUCAAGGUAAUAUGGGAUACCCAAAUUGGGCUAAUCCAGGACUAGGAAAUCAAAAUACAAAAAGUCCCAAUAGUCUUGGUUACACUAAUCAAGGAUAUGGACAACAAGGUUAUGUAAAUCCAGGAAAUCAAGGUUAUCCAAAUGCUGGAAAUCAACUAUACCCCAAUGUAGGGAAUCAAGGAUAUCCGAUAACUGGAAAUCAAGGAUAUUCUGCCUCUGGAAAUCAAGGAUAUUCUGCCACUGGAAAUCAAGGAUAUCCGAUGACUGGAAGUCAAGGAUAUCCUGCCACUGGAAAUCAAGGAAAUGUUGGAGGUUAUAAAACUCAUCAUUAUUGAUAAGUGUUACCAUUGAAAUGUUUGUUUAUACUAAUUAUUAAUAAAACUAUUAUAUCUAA
This is a messenger RNA of Diorhabda sublineata, 1002 nucleotides long. RefSeq names its product GATA zinc finger domain-containing protein 14-like. The coding region runs from base 107 to 943 and encodes 278 amino acids. The record is from RefSeq and is a predicted model, not a curated record. The transcript has 2 exons. Lineage: Eukaryota; Metazoa; Arthropoda; Insecta; Coleoptera; Chrysomelidae.